AUGUCGUGCGUGGUUUGCUGCGUUUGUCACGUGUGCGAUUUCGGUUUGGCCACGCAACAUGGCAAGUUGCUGGCUCCCGGUAGAGUAGGCAAAGCUUGGUACAUGGCCCCAGAGGUUUUCGCAGCCAAGGAGCCGUACGACCCGCUUCAGGCGGAUAUCUGGUCUCUUGGUGUACUGCUGGCAAUUAUGCUGGCAGGAGCCCCACUUGUGGAGAAACCCACAAGGGACGACCGUCAGUUCUGUAUCCUGAGUCAUGGUGGCGGUGUACGGAAGCUGCGUCGGGUUUUCCCUCGCAAACUGUCUGAAGAAGUCUGGGACCUCAUGGAGAAGCUGCUCACUACGGAUCCGCACAGGCGCCCGACACUGGAACAGGUGGCCCAACACCCCUUCCUAUCGUCAGACUAUCAUCGCAGUGUCAACUACGGCAAGCGCAUUUCCAGAUAA
Phytophthora infestans T30-4 is the source of this 444-nucleotide messenger RNA. RefSeq lists its product as uncharacterized. The coding region runs from base 1 to 444 and encodes 147 amino acids. The record is from RefSeq and is a predicted model, not a curated record. Gene Ontology annotation, molecular function: ATP binding; protein kinase activity. Lineage: Eukaryota; Oomycota; Peronosporomycetes; Peronosporales; Peronosporaceae. Gene Ontology annotation, biological process: protein phosphorylation. The transcript has 2 exons.